GUGAGAGCGCGAGCCGCUCCCGGAAGUUGGUGUGCGACUUCCUUUUCAUCAGAAGGACGGCUUCUGAAAAGGGUCCGUCCGAGGAGGCCAUCGGGUUCGUUUCUGUGAUGAAACCAGGACUGAGGUACUCAGGUUCCCUCUAAAUGCUACUUUGAAAUGACUGCUGCUUUUUUUGUCAAUAUGGCUAUAACAUCAAGAAGGGCUCUUUCAUCUAGUACUUCAUGGAUACGUUUGGCAUCUUUCACCAGGCAAAGUCUUCUGUCUAAUUCAGCUGUGUCUUGUACUUGCUCGAAAUCUACAUAUUCAGCUCUUCCUGAUGACUAUAACUGCAAAGUAGAACUUGCUUUGACAUCAAAUGGGAAGACGAUCGUUAUGCAUCACCCUUCAGUGGAUAUUCCAUAUGAGCACACACAACCCAUUCCACAAAGAGAUCCAGUGAACUUUAAAGAAGAAACACAUGAUCAGGUGCUGAAAUCAAGACUGGAAGGAGAAGAGUCCAAAAGCAAUAUGGGUCCUACCAUUGAACAGCUUAGUAAAAUGUUUUACACAACAAAGCAUCGCUGGUAUCCUGUGGGACAGUACCACACUAGACGCAAGAAAACUAAUACCCCCAAAGACAGGUGAAUGUGAUGUUUGAAUGUCAUCUUUGCAGUCAUGGAAGAUAAGUAAUGUAUAAGAGAAAUGCAUCUCAGGACCCUAAAAUGAAGUUUGUUGUUUAAAAUGCUGAAGACAUUUCAGCCUGUUAAUGCAUAAAGGGCUUACUCAGGUAAUUAAAAAGUUAUAUAAAAAUGGUAAGAUGUUGUGUUGGUUCAAAUACUUCUAUAAUAUAAGGACUGACUCUACAUAGUUCCUUAAAUAAACAUUCGCAGAAAUUUCUUUCAGAGCCUCCAUCUAAUGUAUUGGUGACCAUUUUUACAGCUCUCUGAAGGCGGCCUCAAAAAAUUAAUAGGUUGAAACACUUUGACUGGCAUUUUAAACAAUAAGUAUCAUAUUAAUGUGUUUUGAGAUCUUGUAUCUGGUUUUUAUUUAGAUGAUUUCACGUUUCUACUACCCAUGGUCAAUAGCUCCCAACAUAUGUGGUUCCGCAAACAUGUAUGUUUGCUUUAUCUUCAUUAAAGUGAUUUUCUAAUAAAAAUUUACUUUGUGGUUUAA
This is a messenger RNA of Pogona vitticeps (central bearded dragon), 1152 nucleotides long. RefSeq names its product mitochondrial ribosomal protein L42 (gene MRPL42). Gene Ontology annotation, cellular component: mitochondrial large ribosomal subunit. Lineage: Eukaryota; Metazoa; Chordata; Lepidosauria; Squamata; Agamidae. The record is from RefSeq and is a predicted model, not a curated record.